Formica exsecta is the source of this 1539-nucleotide messenger RNA. RefSeq names its product cytochrome P450 4C1-like. Gene Ontology annotation, molecular function: monooxygenase activity; heme binding; iron ion binding. NCBI's taxonomy places the organism in Eukaryota, Metazoa, Arthropoda, Insecta, Hymenoptera, Formicidae. Bases 20 to 1519 code for a protein of 499 amino acids. The record is from RefSeq and is a predicted model, not a curated record. The transcript is spliced from 12 exons.
GUCAUUGUUUUUUAACGCGAUGAGUUUUAUAAGUGUUAUAUUAAUUGUUCUGAUCGUUGUAAGUUAUUUUGUCUUAAAUUAUCGUCGUCAAUUGCCCAUAAUUAAAGCCGCUAGACGUCUGCCGGGUCCAAAACCACUUCCGUUAAUUGGAAACGCCUGCUAUCUUUUGAAGAAAGAUUUUGAUGAAUUUUUGAAUAGUAUGUUAAGCCUUAUGGAUGGUUAUUCAUCCCCUGCUCGAUUCUGGUUCGGCAAUAAAUUAUAUAUUGUUGUAUAUGAACCGGAACAAAUAAAGAUUGUCCUGCAAAGCUCCAGUUGCUUGGAUAAAGGAGAAGUGUAUAAAUAUGCUGAGUCGUGGCUAGGUACGGGAUUGCUCACAGCUCCUGCGUCCAUAUGGAAACACACUCGAAAAAUGAUAGCUCCGUGUUUUAACGCAAGCUUAUUGAAGGUUUUUUUCGAUAUAUUCGCUAAACAAUCGUUGACAUUGGUGCAUGAAUUAGAAAAACUUGAAUCGUAUGAAAAAGAGGUUGACCUUUUUCAUUAUAUAUGGCUUUGUACCUUGGAUAUGAUAUAUGAAUCUACAACGGGAAUGAAGCUGGAAGCACAGUCAAAUAGAGACAAUCGUUAUGUAAAAGCAAUUACAAGGAUAAAAGAGAUAGUAGCAAUCAGAAUGCGAAAUAUAUUUUUGUUACCUAAUACUUUAUUCAAUUUGACCCAUUUGAGUUGUGAGCAACUGAAGAAUUUAGCUUUGAUCCAUUCUUAUGCCGAUAAGAUAAUAAAGAGAGCAUCAAAUAAGUUGAAUUAUACGAGUAAAACUGAAAGUACUACAAAAACGUUUCUGGAUAUUUUAAUGAAAACGUCUUAUGAGGGAGAAACGCUUACCAAGAAGAACAUUCGCGAUGAAGUUAAUACGAUAUUAGUAACAGGGAGUGAUACAACUGCUGUAACGAUGAAUUUUACAAUCUUUAUAUUAGCAAACUUUCCAGAAAUACAAGAGAAAGUAUAUAAAGAAUUGUCAGAAAUUUAUGGCAAUGAAAAUCUAAAUUCUGCGCCGAUCAAAUAUGAGGAUUUACAACAUAUGGAUUAUUUGAGUCGUGUAAUCAAGGAAACGAUGAGACUCUUUCCUCUUGUGGCUUGUGUUACACGACACUUAAAAGAAGAUUUAAAAAUAGGAGAAUUUAUAUUACCGAAAGGCGCUGAUAUUUUCCUGCCAUUUAUAAAAAUACAUCGAAAUGAAACAUAUUGGCAGAAUCCAUUGGUGUUUGAUCCUGAUAGAUUCCUUCCGCAUAAUAUGGCUAAUCGUCAUCAAUAUAGCUACUUACCUUUCAGUAACGGGCCAAGAAAUUGCAUAGGAUGGAAAUAUGGAAUGGUUUCCAUGAAAGUUAUGCUAGCUACUUUGAUACGAACAUUCGUAUUCAAAGUAGACAAAAGGAUUACACUAGAUGAAAUAAAAUUGAACGUAGCUCCAUUAUUGACUGUUAUUAAUCCUUUAAAAGUUAAGAUAAAAAAAAGAAACGUAUAACACAAAAUAAACAGGUAUAA